UUGAGUGUACAUUUCAAUUUUCUUUUUUCCCCACAAAAAAACAAUUCACAUUACAAACCGGAUCACUUCUCAAUCUCUGAAGUUCUCCACCGAUUUCCUUUUUUCUUCAUCAACCGCUUUGGAUGCUGAUUUCUUAGUACUAUCUGAGAUUUAUCAAAAAACUGACUACAAAGAUCUCAACUGUUCCCUUGUGCUUCCGUGUUAUCCAUUUAUGGGGUGAAGUGGGCUUCUAAUGAGAGGUGUAGAGGACGAUCCGCUCCCAAAACGUAUGAAAGUGUCCUCUGGAAAAAUAGGAGGUCUUUCGGACGGCAUAUCUGUUGGAGAACAAGGUAGUUGCUCAUUAAGUGGUUCAAUGGCAUCUGGAGAUGACAAGGUUGUUGGCUCGAAUGGAUUGAUUAGUAAAGUUGAAUUUGUUCGCAUCAUAACUGAGGCAUUAUAUUCUCUUGGCUAUUCAAAGAUUGGGAAACAUUUGGAGGAAGAGUCAGGAAUACCUUUACACUCCAAUCUGGUAGCUACGUUUAUACAGCAAAUUCUUGAUGGCCAAUGGGAUGAAAGUGUCACAACAUUACAUCAAAUUGACCUAAUAGAUGAAAGUAUUAUUAAAACGGCAUCUUUUAUGAUACUAGAGCGGAAAUUUUUUGAACUUUUGUAUGGAGAAAAGGAAGUGGAUGCAUUGAAUACUCUUAGGACCCAGAUUAUGCCACGUAAUGUGAAUCUUGACAGAGCUAAAGAACUGUCUUAUUUGAUGGUUUGUCAACCCCAUAUUUCGCUUGAUAAUAGUCACAGUCAAGAGUCAGGACUCUCUUCUCGUAAAAAGUUUUUGGGGGAACUGCAAAAGUUACUUCCUCCAACAGUGGUAAUCCCGGAAUACAGAUUGGUGCGUCUUGUUGAACAAGCUCUUGACUUUCAAAGGGAUGGUUGCAGGCUCCACAACUCAGUUGGGGAAAUGUCAUUGCUCGUGGACCAUCAGUGUGGACUGGACCAGAUUCCUUGUCAAACUGUGCAGAUAUUAGAAGAACACAGUGCUGAAGUUUUGUUUCUGAAAUUUUCUCACAACGGAAGAUACUUGGCCUCAUCGUCCCGGGAUUCCCAUGUGAUCAUAUGGGUGGUUAAUGCUGAUGGUCAUGUAAUCAUGAGGCAUAGAUUAACUGGCCAUGGACAACCUGUAUCCUAUGUUUCAUGGAGCCCUGAAGAUGAUCAAAUUCUUACAUGUGGAGAAGAUAAAACAGUUAGGCGGUGGGAUAUCGAUUCUGGUGAAUGCCUCUGUGUCUAUGGAAAACAAAAUCUUAGUUUGCUCUCAUGUGAAUGGGCUGCAGAUGGGAAACAUAUAUUCACUGGUGUUACUGAUAAAAGCAUCUGCACGUGGGAUCUCGAAGGAAAAGAAGUAGGUUCUUGGCAAGGGAAGACAACUUAUCGUAUGGAAAACUUGGGAAUCACCACUGAUGGGAAGGAGUUAAUUAUACAUUGUAAAGAUGAUGGAGUAGUCUUGUUUGGAUGGGAAACAUAUUCUCAAAGAUCAAUUGAAGAGAAUCAAAAAAUAACUUCAUUUGCGCUUUCCGAAGAUGGAAAGCUCUUGCUCCUUAACCUAUGCAAUGGAGAUCUUCAUCUAUAUAAUAUAGAUGGAUGCUUACACUGUAUAGGAGAGUACAAAGGUAACAAACGUUCCCAUCUUGUUGUACGGUCUUGUUUAGGUGGACUAAAGCAAGCUUUUGUUGCCAGCGGAAGCGAAAACUCCCAGGUUCACAUAUGGCACAGACACUCUGUGGAGUUGAUUUGUAGUUUGAGUGGUCACACUGGAGCUGUGAACUGUGUUAGCUGGAAUCCAGCCAAUCAUCAUAUGCUUGCAUCAGCUAGCGACGAUCGUACGAUUCGUAUAUGGGGAUUCAAGCAAGUAAACAGCUAGUCCACUUGAAAAGGUUUAACAUUUGCUUCUGUGUAAAUUCUCAUACCUCAAAAUGCUGAAGCAGCAAGCAUGCUACUUGUUUCACUCACUGUAACAAUUCAUGAUCAAUGCAAACUAGCAUUCACUCUAA
This is a messenger RNA of Salvia splendens (bonfire salvia), 2033 nucleotides long. Its product is annotated as WD repeat-containing protein 26 homolog. Gene Ontology annotation, molecular function: protein binding. The record is from RefSeq and is a predicted model, not a curated record. Bases 233 to 1903 code for a protein of 556 amino acids. The transcript is spliced from 5 exons. Lineage: Eukaryota; Viridiplantae; Streptophyta; Magnoliopsida; Lamiales; Lamiaceae.